This is a messenger RNA of Symbiodinium natans, 1080 nucleotides long. The record is from the annotation of a GenBank genome assembly. Lineage: Eukaryota; Dinophyceae; Suessiales; Symbiodiniaceae.
AUGCUCUCCAUUCGAAACAUUUCUGGCGAGGAGGUGGUCAAGGUUUCUCAGGAGGACGUCGAUAAGCUGGCUUCGGCACACCGCGGUGCCGUCAGAGGUGUGGAGCAGCUCUUGGGCCCCCUUCUUGGGCAUCCCAGCUGUCGGCUGAAGCUCUUGUGCGGGGCACGUGUCAUGCGCCAGGAUGCCUCCUUUGAACUGCCAUGCGAGCUGCAAGUGGUCGUGAACGACUUUUGUUCUGCGACGGCAGAAGAUGUGAAGCGAUUGGUCGAUGCUAGCCGUGAGAACCAUGCAGGGCAGGUGGAGGCCCUUCUGAGGCGCCCCCAAGAUCCCGAUUUGGUCGAUGACCAUGGCAAAACUGCGCUCACUAUGGCAGCAAAGGAUGGUGCUCUUGACACGGUUAAGCUGCUCUUGGAUGCAAAAGCGGAUGUCAACAAGACGACAGAGGAUGGUAUUGGCGCAUCCCCUUUUCUGUUCGCGGUUGACGCCGGACAUUUGGCGGUCGUGCGGCUGCUGGUUGAGAUGGGUGCCGAUACGGACAGCGCCACCAGAAGUGGCGAAACCGCUAUUUUCAGAGCUGCUGCGAAAGGCCACGUCGCAGUGGUGCAAUUACUGCUCGGCAUGGGUGCCGACAAGGACAAGGCAACGAACAACGGUCGCACUCCUGUCUUCAUAGCUGCUGCAAAAGGCCACGUCGAAGUCGUGGAAUUGCUGCUUCGGAUGCGUGCCGACAAGGACAAGGCAAACAACGAAGGCGCAACCCCUGUCGUGACAGCUGCUGCAGAAGGCCACGUCGAAGUCGUGCAAUUGUUGCUUGAUAUGGGUGCCGACAAGGAAAAGGCCAUGAACAACGGUGCAACCCCUGUUCUCGCAGCUGCUGGGAAGGGCCAAGUAGAAGUGGUGCAGUUGCUGCUUGCUAUGGAUGCCGACAGGGACAAGCCAAUGAUCAAUGGCGCAACUCCUGUUUUCAUAGCUGCUGUGCAAGGCCACGUCUCAGUGGUGCGAUUGCUGCUUGAGAGCAAGGCCGACAAGGACAAGGCAAUCAAGGGACUAGAGCAAGAGGGCGUGGUGUGUUCUAAAUGA